AUGGAUUUCACGCUACCCAUAAGAAGUCGAGGCACGAUGGCUCCCUCCAGCUCUGAACCUCUUCUGGGGCAUCGCAGUAGCUGCACCAGGCAUCAAUACCAGAGCAUCAGAAGAAAGCUGCGGCCUGGACGGAUUCUGGGCUUGGUCAUCAGUUUGGCGGUGGUCUGUACAGUCUGUUCAUGGAGUGCCUUGUCGCUGGUCACAACGGUGACCAAGGAUCUGGAGUCAGCUGAUGAGGGCUCAGCAGAGGCAGGAGUACCCCAAAGAACACUUUUACAGUACCACAACCUUUCAGAUUCAAUUCAGGACACACCAGUAGCAAUGAAAUCAACUGAUAUUGAGAUGAAUCAUGGGGACUAUCCAACGGACCUCUUCACUGUGGAGGAAAGACGCCAGGGCUUUGUGGCGCUCCAUAUGUUUGGCAUGUUGUAUAUGUUCAUAGCCUUAGCUAUUGUCUGUGAUGAGUUCUUUGUUCCUGCACUCACGGUCAUCACAGAGAAGCUGGAAAUCUCUGAUGAUGUAGCCGGAGCCACCUUCAUGGCAGCAGGUGGCUCAGCCCCUGAACUCUUCACUUCCGUCAUAGGAGUCUUCGUCUCCCACAGUAAUGUAGGUAUUGGUACCAUUGUGGGUUCUGCUGUCUUCAAUAUCCUGUUUGUGAUUGGGAUGUGCGCCCUAUUCUCCAAAGAGGUGCUGAACCUCACCUGGUGGCCUCUGUUCAGAGACGUCUCCUUCUAUAUCAUUGGCUUGCUCAUGCUCAUCUAUUUCUUUCUGGAUAAUGAAAUUUCAUUGGGAGAAAGUAUCAGCCUGCUGCUAUGCUACACAUGCUAUGUGACAUUCAUGAAGUUUAACUCCAAGGUUGAACUUCUCAUCAAGAGGUUGCUCGGAGGCAACCAAGUGGACGAGCUGGAGAGUGCACCAAGGGUGAGCCCGAUUUUGUUCAUCCAUCCAUCUGUUCAUUCAUACAUCUGUCAAUCAGUCCAUCCACUCGUUUAUCUAUCAAUACAAUUAUCCAUCAAUUGAGCUAUUUAUCUAACCAACCAACCAAACAUCCAUCCAUUCAUGUAAAUAUCUGCCCAACAAUCUUACCAACUUUUAGUUCAUCCACCCAUCCACUCAUAUUUCAUUUAAUGAUUGACCACUUGGAACACAAUCCCAUAUUUCAAAUCUAAAUUAACAAUCCAGCUCUUUUACUGAUGUGCCAUGGUCAAAUUGCAAGUUUGCCAGGCUUGGCCAUUUUUCAACUUUUGGCAUAUGUUUUAGGCCGGCUUGACUGGAUAGCUGUUUAGCCAUUGUGUCUAUGCUAAAAUCAGGACAUCUUUAGGUGAACCUGUCAAGGCUUCCUGAAAACAAUAUGGCCCCUUUUCUGAAAGUGAAAAAAGUCAGAUAGGGUGUUAAAACAGAGUGAUGAACAGACAGAGCUCUGUAAGGCAGCCAAACCCUGCUGAAUUCUCCUCUGGAAGGAUAUAAGACUUGUCUUAAUUUGCCACCUGUGUAGCUAGGACAGUGCCAGACACAGAGCAAUACUAUGGCCUCCUGGCGCUGAAUAAGUCAAGGGAUGGGCCUUGUCGUUAGUCCCUACUUUUAGCAACCAAGUCCAGACCAUAAUCUGACAAGGUUGUCAAAUUAUUGACUGAGCUUGUUUGUCUUUGUUUCAUCCUGUUAAGAUGCUAUUUUCACCAAGUGCAACAAGGAGUAGCUCAUCGGCUAAUAACUGCUACUUAGUUACAAUAUUACCAAAUUUGAUUUCAAAGUACUCAUAGCUCAACAUAAGGAGCUUGAAAUUGUGCUGGCGAUCAUUAAAAUGCCUUAAAUAUACCGGAAAAUUAUAAAAUGGAGAACCCCCAAUACACACUGUUCUGCACCAUUAAGAUAACCGUGGGCCAGGAGUAGCAGAUCAACGUGGGCCACUUUGGUCCAGAAACGUUAAUUAUAUAUACCUCCUUAACCUCAGUGCUCCUGUCAUUGACCUGACAUUCAGAGAGAGCCCUCUUGACUCUGGAGGAUCUUUGUAGCUCUGAGUGUUGUUUGUCCUCUAUUUUUCAUCUGAUUGUGAUGGUAAUUGACUCUCACAUAGAUUACACAAACCUCCUUAUUCUCUGUACAUUCAGUCAAAAUGUGAAGAAAUCACCAGUAUGAGACGUUGGAAGAUGUUAACUGUUCUGGGAAUUAGUAAUAUGUCAGCAUCAUUUAAGGGCUGCAACAUUGGUUUUCUGCAAGGCUCUUCUGCAGUCACACUAAGAGGAUGUUGGCCUAAUGGCAACACAUUCAACAAUCAACUCCCAUCCACCAAACCCAUUUCCUCACGUUUUUAGAGAAACCAUGUUAGGGGACUGUCAUUUUGAAAUGAGCUUGGAGGACCCAUUGUGAUGCUCUUGCUGUGUUUAAAAAUAGAUCACAUACAGAAAUGAUGGGCACAUGAUUGAACAGGGUUUAAGGUUGAGCACACAUAAACAUUUACACUUAUCCCUCUGUCUGUUUUUUAUGUUCUGUGUGUGCAGUUGGAGUCAGAUCUGUUGCUCUCUGAUGUUGUAAUCUCAUACGGCUCUCAGGUGACAUAUGCUAAAACUACUGUGGGCUGAUCUUAGAGCAGCUUGCCUCUACCCUAUAGUGACAUCACCCAUCACCAGGUCUUCAGGGGCGUAUACAGUGCUUGAAUAGUAACAGAUCUAGUGACAUGAAUUUCAUCUGGUUAACUUUCUUGUCUUCAUUUAAUGAUACUUGAAAAAAUUAUUUCCUUAAAUAGUUUCAAUCAUCUCACUAUUUUUAUAACUGAGACUCGGGCCAGUUGAGAUUCUCACGUUUUAGGUAACAGAUGAGCUCAUUAUCACCUGCUUUCAGUGUGGUUGUCUCUGCUUUAAAACCCCACCCCUUUCAUGCUUAGGCAGCUGUAAACAAGAAAAUACUGCUCUAAAAAAGGACUGUCCUUUCACUCAGUACAAUUGGGUAAAAUACAUUAAUUCUCUGCAUACGAUCCAAAAAAAAAAAAAAGAAAGAAAAAUAUUUGGUUAUCUAAAUUUUGCCUUGUUAAUUUUUAUCAAAUGUUUUUCUUUUUACAAAUGUUAUACUUUGUUAGAUUUUUAAUUUUUUCUCAGACCAACAAAAACUGUAUUUAACUUUUUAAAAUUGCUCUAGUCCAAACAAGAACCCCUUAUUGACAUAAAACGUAUCUUUUCCCCCAGGUCCACAUUCACACAAACCCAACUGUGUCGUGCACUUUUGUGUGCCUCAUGUUCUUUUUAUUCUAAACUCUGUCCCUAUACUGUAUUUCUGGGAGCUGAGCAGUUUCAGUGUUGUUGCAGAAACUCUGUUGACAUACUUGCCCUUCUGGGAAUCAGCUGUAUAUCAGGCUGCCUCAUCUCAACCCAGGAACAGCUUUUCUCUUUCUACUGCCCAGCACUUGAUGUCCACCGGUCUUGCCCUCAUGUGUCGGUAGCUGCCAAAUAAUCCCUAGGGUUAAUGCUCCUCAAGCCCAUUAGGGCCGCUAAUAAUAGUCAGAUGCUCCCUGGGGGAGCAGCAAUCAGCAGAUCACUGGGAGAGAAAGACUGAUUUCUCUUUUCUUAGCCUGCAGCCAUGCUCAUGACAGGGUGGGCAUUUAAUUUGUGCAUUUUUGGGGUGGUCUUGGGAUGUUUUCACUGGGCAUUUGAUGCAUAUAGCAUGUAUGUCAAAAGAGGAAAAAAGAGAAGAUCUGUUGGUUUGCUCGCCGAUGGCACUAAAGACGACAAUCCUCUCUGAUCCCCUGAUCAACUGCUUACCUGCAGUGACGACAGCAAACAUACAGCCAAGUACACUGUCAUCCAGUCUCUGCAGAGCUCUUACAAAAUGUCUAAAUUCUCCUUGCAGGCAUUAAUAUCACGUUGUUCAUGUCUAACCUCAUGAAUGACUUCACCAACUUUCUUGACAUUAGCAUUUGUCUUCAGGAAGAUUUUAUAAUAACGAUAUUAUUGUUUGUCAUUUAGUACAAAUCAUAUUUAAUAAUUGCCCUUUAAUGUGGAAACCAACGUGCAGAUACAGAUUGUCUUUUGAAUGCACUUAACCAACAAAUAACAGGAGAAAUGUUGACACAGUUUUUUUUUUAAUUCAAGAGUCUCUUUUGUGAUGUUUCUGAGGUCAGCACAAAAUUGAUUUUACAAUUGUUUCUGUUCAUAUAAGCCCACUGUCAGUGUCUCUGUAAAACUCAAAAUCACUGUCAUGAUUUGACACAAUUUGAGGUUAAGAAACACUGCAACAGUUCAGUGAAACAACAUCAGUUAUAGAGGUAGUCUUUUAGGAAGUCUGUUCAUCAUGAGUUGUUCAAUAAGGAUCAUUAGUGAGAGCUGGUAUUUUUACAGACAGAUGAGACAGAGACAGUGAAUUGUUGGACUACAUGGUGACCUGUGAAGGUUGCUGCAGGACUUCACACGCAGGCUUGAAAAUUACCAGUCUAAAAGUGGUGAUCUCUGCUGAUUAAUCCUGGCUAAGUCCCACAGCUCGGAGAGUCAGGUGGACACUGCAGAGGGAGACACACACACUGUGAAGGUGGUGUGAUUGUACCUCAGUGGUGAUUAUUAUUGAGAUGAAGAGAAAGUUUGGUGUGAAAAAAGAAUUUUAGGUUUUUAGGGAAUUUCCCAGUGUUUUUGGCUUUGACAGACCUCUGGACUAGUUAAAAGAGAUGAAACCCAUCUGCAUCUGAAUACAUCAUAUAUCCCAACAUGAACAGCAAUGGUCAACCUUAGAGAAUACCGUGAAUCCCAGGAGUGACGCUUAUUUAUUAUCAUGGUUUAUUAUUUUCCUGAAAUGUUAAAGAUUUUGCUGUCAGAUUGUAAAUUAUUCUUAAGAUAUUUGCUUUAAUUGUAAGAAAGGGCUUGUCAUGAGCUAUAUUAUGACAAAAUGAAUACGUGUGUGGUGCAGGUACAGUAAACAUCUAAAGCUUCAUAACUGCAAGAAAGCAUCAAACAUAGAACUGACUCUGUAAAGAAAUGUCACACAAAUGUUGUGAAUGAGAUGAUCUGAAAUGACAUGAUCAAAAAGGUCAUCCUCUGUUUUGUAAAAUGGCAAACAACAAGUUAAGGCCAGACUUGAUGGUUCACACUGAAUGUCUGGCUAUUUUAAGCAGUCACAGUUCACUUAAGUACAUUAUAGAGCAUCGAUUUAGUGGUUGCAGGGUGUGUACCAGAAUGUCUUAGUUUGGAGUAUAACUUACCAAACUGUCUGGAACUGAUCUGAGUUUGAUUUCUGCUGAUUGGUGAGAGGAUGCAGCGCCGGCAGGGGACUGAAAGAACCUUACACGUGAAGCAGAGCGGAGAUGAGAGCCGAGUGAAAUGAGGGCAAAGAUUAGUAGUUACGGUGAAGUCAUGCUACCACGAACAUGUUACAAAACCUGACUAUGUCUAAGUACACAGUUGAAAGAGGCUCAGGUUUUCAACUCAAAAAAACAAAAAAAAAGGGUUGAUGUCUUAAAAGAGUUUUAAAAGGUUUCAUCAGUGUCAAAGGUUGAGGGUGUGUCUAACAUUUUGUAGUGACUUGGUAAAACUUUAUCAGAAUUGUCAAAACUUAGUUUUUGGCAGGCAGGACAGUCAUUUGAUCCCAGUCUGUCUCAGCAGAUUCUACAGAAGGUCAAAGGUGUCUUUUGUGGGGCCAUGUGAGCACUAACCAACAUGAACUAAUGCCAAGCUGGCCACUGCUAUUAGAAGCCAUGCUGCUCAGCCAUCACAUGGAUAGUACAGUUCUCACAGGUGACCCCUGUGUCUUCAUUUUCUUUGAUGUAAUUUUUGAAUUCAGUACUAAUCUUUUUAUUUCAGUUCUAUGAAGAAUAAGUUUCAUAAUGCCACAUGAAAUACCAUGAGGCAUCCAGAAAAAGAAAAAAAAACUAGUUUGGACUUCUAUAUAUAUCAUGUUCAAACUGAUUAUACUGACAUAACUGGUAUGAUGAAUGAAAGAAAACAUGUAUAUCUGACAAACACUUGACUGAUUUAUGGCAAUGAGACCCCAAAUAAACAAAACAAGAAGCCUUGCUUUAGCCUUGUUGUGGUUUUCACAACAGCAGCAACAGGUGUCUUGUCAGAUGCAUGCUAAAGGGAUUAUCUGCUCAAACUCUGCAGCAACGAUCAUGAGAACGUGUCAACAAUAAAACCCUCCACCUCUCUUGUGACUGUUGCUGUCUUUGAGGGAAAUUUGUACUCAAAGAAAAAAAGUUCUUCUGUAAUCGUCUGAGAUAACAUUUUCAAGUAUAAUGGUAUCAAUUAAAAUGUACCAGAGCUAUCAUUUCGACCAGUCUGACACUUUGUCUCCAGACACAAGACUCUUACUGUACCUAUAGGAGAAUUAUCUACGGGUUUUAACUCUUGACUAAUUAGGCCAUCUGCCCUCAUUUGCCCAAAGAAAUACGAAGCCAUUCAUGAUAUAGUAGUGCAGCCAAGAUAUGGCAAAAAUGACCUGGCUAGUGGAGUUGUGGGACUGACAUUAGACCUUCUCACAGAGGACCAGUCAACAGUCCACAGCAGAGCAGAGUAUGGUGAUGAUUUAAAGCAGAGUGACUCUUGUUUUAGUGUUCAUGAUGUUGUCCUUUGCCAUUCCUACUCAACUCUGCUAAUGCAGUACAGAACACUGCAGAAGCAUUUAUCAGCAGUUACAGUGAUAGUUUUUUAUUGUAUAGUUACUUUAUAUCAUGAUCCAUGUUCUGUCUGUUAACACGAGGGAGGCAAGGUUUGAGAUCAACACUGCACCCAGUCAGUAGAGAGAGAGCUUUACAUCUUUUGGAAAUCUUUUUACCAUGGUUCCGGCACAUUCUGAUUGGCUGCUGCAGAUGUCAUUUACUUCCUGUAAAUGGGACAAUUAAAGUAGUUCUGGUGCUGCUGGAUAUCCGUCAUUCAAACUAACGCGCUUAUUAGCCAGUGUCCAAAAUUAUACACUACGGCAAACAUAUGAUUUUAGAAAUAAGGGAAUGUGUUUUGUUUUCUGCGAGUGAUUGUCAGGUGGUUGAGCCAUGAAAGAGUGCUGCAUCCUCCUGAAACACACAUUAUGCAGGAAGUACACUGCCCCCUGUUCAACUCUAACCUAAGGUUUCUAUAGAGGUCGCUUUCUAAUGUUACCGGUCAUUUGUUCAUUGGAGUAUUAAAGACAAUAUGGCAUAUGAUUAGCUGGUAAAUGUUGUUUGCCAACUGUCAAAUUUUGGUAACUCUUUUUCACUGUUAUUGACUUGACAUCCUGCUAGCCUGCCAUUAGAAGCCGCAGACAAGGAAAUAACCUAUCUCCUGUUGCAGAGCUGUGACUGUAGUGUCAUUGUUUUUCUUACCUGAGUUGUUAAGGAUGUGUUCAGUGAUGGCGAGGGAAUGGGUUGUCCAUGUAUUAGUCAUAUCCUCUGGUGUUACCAUAGAAACAAAGGUAUGGGGAAACAACAGUUAACGCCUGGACUCUACGUCGGGUAUGAGACAAAUGUAACCCUGAAGAACCAUCUUUUAUAUAUAUAAUCUCGGACCUGCCUAUUAUGGUUAGUUUUGGCACAACUUUAUCGCACCCAGUCUACAAUAAUGAACUGGGGAGUACAAAGAUAAAUGUUUGGGUAGGUUCAAUAGGUAGGCCAUGUUUAUUUUAUUUUAUUUAGUUAAGUUGUACAGAAUUCUACCAGAGCCUUUUCACAUACACAUUCCUCUAAACAAUAAUUAAAUCAUGAGAGGCUUAACUGCAAUAAAACAUGAAGUUAAUUUUGUGUUACAUGCAGUUGUAUAAGAGACAUGCAGUGAGAAUGGACUGAAUAAAAGUUGAAGUUACGUUAUGAUUACAUUUUUCUUGAUUCUGCAGAACUCUCAACUCUUCCAACUCUCCCAAAAACUUAUUUCACUAAAAACGUGUUAGUGUCACAUUACCACAGGGAGUUAGCUUCAACCACUCUAUUUUUGCACAGCAAGUUUACAUCUGAUUCCUGACACCUUAACAUCAAAGGCUGCAGUUACCAGCAACCUCAGUGUUACUUUGGAGCACAUGAUAGGAUGAUCACUCCUGUUAGCCUGAUGUGAACUUCUAUUACUGGUGGCAUCAGUAAAAAAAAAAAAAAAAAAGUUUCAUGUUCAUACGCUCAUCUGUUUUCUUAAGAACUUCUUUUAAUACUUUGCUCACACAUGGACUCCUCCUCCGUGCUGACACUUACCUCCUCUGUAUCUACACAAACCACCAACACAGUCUCUACCUGUUCCAGCCAGUGGACACGGUGUGUUGUUUGUGUCCAUGUGCUCUCAUGUGGUGACACUUCUGUGCUGUAUAUGUCCUCUGAGGAAAUGGCUGGGUUUGAGAUUAGCUAGUCUUUCCUGUGUGUGUGUAGGAUCCUAGUCUUCACAUUGGAACAAGACCAAAGUCCUCCUAAGGAGGAAAGACUGAGGAGACGGCCAAAGCUCUCUCUUCUUUCUCUCUCUGUCUCGCUCUCCCUUUCUUUCAGACACACAAUAACACAAAAACACAGCAAAGAGGCAGUGUGUAUCAUUUUUUUUUAAUGAAAUUGUCCAUUACAUGUUCUUAAAUGGUGUCUGCAAAGACUAAAAAUUGAGACAGGUCCUUUUCAUUUAUACAUCACAUGCAAGGGACUAAAAACACAUUUUAUUCUUUUAAUUACGUCUUAUGCUGAUUAGUAAUUAUUGGUAAAAAAAAAUUUAUAAUAGAGGAGAAAAGAAAAUCUUCUAAAGAAUUUGCUUUCAAAAGCUUGGUACCUGUCAAACUGCUCAGUUAUCUGGCUGAGAGAAACUUCAGACUCUUCUAUUCUGACAAUAUUGAAUUAAAUUAAUACCCACUCAGUUCAAAACAAUGCGAUGAAUUAAGUUUAAGAUCAAUGAUGACAUUGCCAAAUAACAUCGUAUUAUUGUAGAUUACUUAUAGUGCAUAUGUAUUAGAUUGUGUGUCCACAUCACAUGUUUAUAAAGAAAGAGGUUGUAAAUAUAUAAAUGUCAUCUUUCUCUGUGUGUUUUUUCAGGUUAACCCACCAGAUGAUGAGAAUAAGCUCACGGUGAGUUUGUGGGGGUUUGAAACUCUUUUAGACGAGCCGCACAAGUUUAGGGAAAGCAAAUCCUGAUAGAAAAAGCACACUUACAGCCAGGUUAUACAAAUGCUUAGGGGACGACAUGUAAGACGACUUGUGAGACAUGUCAUUUUUGAUUAGAGUUAAUGCUCCAAAUGUUUGAUUGAUAUGCAUACGUAUAUAUUAAAUGCACCCAUUUUCAUAUUUUGAGUUAACUGUUUGUUUUUUAGGCCAAACCCCGGUUGCAAAGGGAAGGCAGCUGUGCCUCUCUUCACAACUCACUGAUGAGAAACAGCAUCUUCCAGCUCAUGAUACACACACUGGACCCUCUCAGUGAUGAAGGUUUGUAGAGCAAAAAUAAAACACUGUCUAAAAUGUUUGAGGAAAAUCUCUGCUAUUGUUAAAGAUCCACAAGUCCUAAUAAUCACAGAUUUAGGGUCUUCUUUACAACACUGUGGCACAAAUGGAGUUAAAGGUGCAGAAUUCACAGCUUAUCCUCUUCUUUUAUUUUCACUGCAGUAGUUCUUUCAUCCGUCAAUAGUUAUACAUCUUUUAAAGGGGAAACCCCCCACAGUUGCUUGAAGAUUACACAAUCAUCACAUAUUUAACUCUUUUGUUUUUCAGGACGUUUUAAAGAAAAGGCAUCAAUCCUUCAUAAAAUGGCCAAGCAGAAAUGUAAAGAUGAUGCCGCCAACGGUGUAGGUGAGUAACCUUUGUGUGUGGGACCAUAUGAAAGUCUUUUGGUUAUAUUUAUGCCAAAUGAGGCCAACGAUUUAAAUGAUUAUUCAUGUGUGGCUGCAGCCUCUGAUAAACAAAACAAUAAAAUUUGUCCAACAAUUAGAUUCUUAAGGGAUCGGACAAUAAUUAAAUCAAACAAACCUAAAUAACUUUGUGGUAAAAUAAUAAUUUAGAUGCACACACAGCUCUACCGAUUAAGUUCUCAAAAUAUGAUGAUAAUAUGACAUUUUGUUGAGUAUUGUUUACUCUGUGAUUAUUUGUGGAUUAUUUCUAAUCAGAUUUAUAUGUGAUAUGCCAGUUUCUUAGACCGGUAAUGAGCCACCACUUGUCAUUCCAUUUGUCCCUUGACUGACUGAUUUGUCAAUUAAUUUGUAACUUGUCCCAGUGAGAGGGCGCAGAAAGACUUGCAAAUGAUUUACUUAUUUCCUGUCUGGAUCAUCCUGCCAGGGGCCAUUGAUUAACAAUAUUUUGUUUCCCAACAUAGGGGCCCUCUCGCAGACACAACCUCCAAGAAAAGCAAAUUGUACUAAGUUUCAUACUUCUAUUAAUGUCAUUUGUGCAACAAAUUAUAUUUCAUACUUAUUCUGUCUUUGACAGUAUGUCUUUUUAACUGUUUUUAACCCUCUUUCUUUCUCUUUUUCCUUUCCUUCCUCUAGCUGAUAAAAACAUUCCUAACAGUUCCAACGUCGCCGUGGAAGUCACACCACCUAUGAACGGUGUUGUGGGAGGAGAUGGGGUAUGGCUCCUUUGUGCAAUAAAAACAACAAAAUUAGUUGGUGUGUGUGUAAGUUCACUAAAUUUAUAAUAACUCCUCUUCAGGGUGGUGAUGAAGAGGAGGAUGAGGACCAGCCUCUGAGCCUAGCCUGGCCUGACACCUGGAGGAAACGGAUAACCUACCUCAUCAUCCUGCCCAUAGUUUUACCACUGUGGCUUUCACUUCCUGACGUCAGAAGAGAGGUAAAAACUUGCGCACACACACAGACACACAAGCAUAAACAGGCACACACAAAGAAAAGACAAAUUUAUGUCUGAGAGUGGGGCUGCAGUUUGAAAUUAGAAAACUUGAACAGCAGCUUUUAGAGGAGGCUUGAGCCAUAUCUCCUGCUGUUACCCGCAAAAAUUUUUACAAUAGAGCAAGAAAUGUGCAAUAUAAACAAAAUAAGCAAUACAUUUAUUUUCCUACCUUAAAAUCUUAACAUUACAAAGUCCCGUACUCACUAUGUGUUUCCCACAAACAGAGAUUUGUAUAUAAAUGCAGACAAAUAAGGAGGAGUGUUGUUUUCUGCAUGUAGUUCCAGUAGAAAUGUACCACCCUAAAGCAGCAGGUUCUGGCUUUCUGUAGAGAAUUUAAUGAAAAUUAUCUAGUUUAUGAAAAUGUAAUAUAUACCCAGAAAUCUACGUAUGAAGGCUGCUAAUUACCUGCUUAUAGACCAACUCUACUCCCGAUUGGCAGGGUAUUAGUUGAAUUGUAAAUGGUCACUGUCUAAUUAAAAUCAUUCACAGUUUUUCUGGAUACUAAAAUAAACGAUCUAAUCAAGAUGUGCAUCAAUAUCAUCUGAAUAGAACCAGAUUCACCAUUGCCUUUCUGUUUAGGUUUGUCUGAGCCUUGUCUUUUAUUCUGUUUCGCAGACCUCAGCAAAGUUCUUCCCCAUCACUUUCGUUGGCGCUAUUUGUUGGAUUGCUUUCUUCUCCUACCUGAUGGUGUGGUGGGCUCACCAGGUACUGCCUGCAUCAUUACAGUCCAUCAGACACAAACAUGCUGGCUACCUUCUUGGUCUAGUGUCUGUUCUAUUUUUAAAGCCUUUCUUAUGAGAGUACAUCAGUCAGGGUGUUGAAUGUGUGACCACUGUAGCUAAUCCCAGCUAAUCUUCCCUGAUCCACAGCCAGAUCAACCUGCAAAGCUGCAUUUUAGCAGUGCAAAUAAAGCAUGAGGUCAUGUGUACAAGGUUAUUUGGGAGGGGCAUCUACUUUUAUAGUUCCCAUAGGUGCACAGUGCUGUGUGUAGAGAGGUGGAUGGUUAAACCUUAUACAUCAGGUAAAUCUCAACAAGUUGUCUGAUUGGACAGAAGUUAACUUCAUGAGUGCUGAUAUGGAGCACUGUUAACAGACUCAUAAUGAUGAUAAACACACAGACAGAUGAAAGGUUAUGUGUCUGUUGAAAACAUUUUUAAAAAACACAAAGUAGUAAAAGUGCUGAGAAAUGUUUAAGCAUGCUUAGCCAUAGUCCAGUCAGCUCAAAGUGGCUAGCUACUAAGUUAAUGAUUGAAUAUAACCGUAGUGAUUUUCAGGAUAACAGCCCAAUAUCAAGUAUGAUCGUAUUUUAUCAACUCUGAAUUGUUAUCAACUCUUAAAAAAAGGAGCUCACUCUGAAAAAAUUUAGUUGACACCAUCAUGAGCCAUGAUUUAGAUUUUAUGUCCUCUUACUUUUUCUUUUGUAACUUGUUUUAUCUGUUAUUACUCAAUACAACCUUUGCAGUCCGAACCUACUGCUUCCUGUUUUAGUAGUUGAUUUAUAAAGGCAUGCCUUCAGAAGGCUACAAAACUCUUUAUUAUCAGAGUGAUCUACAAACUGUGCUCAUUGUUGACCUACACAGCCACAAUGUUAAGAAUGUCCUCCUUCCUUCCAGGUAGGAGAAACUUUCUGGAUAACAGAGGAGAUAAUGGGUCUGACCAUAUUAGCAGCGGGCACCUCCAUCCCUGACCUGAUCACCAGUGUGAUUGUGGCAAGAAAAGGCCUCGGUGACAUGGCUGUGUCCAGCUCGGUGGGCUCCAACAUCUUUGACAUCACAGUUGGGUAAGUCCAGCACACAAAGGGAACACAGUGUAACAUCCAUAGACAUUAUAUACGUAGAUACCUCAUUACGUGCUGGAGUGUAAUCCAGCGUCGCCGCCAUAUUGGAUGGGUCUCCUCACUCCAGGUUCGCUCAAGAGCCAAACAGAGUCAAUGGAGAAUGAACAACUAUGCCUGUAUCUUUGCACUCCUUGGUUGAAAAACCCGAUGCAGUAUUGAAACCCGACCGCAUAGGAUAACAUUUCAGAAAUAAGAUUGAAAAAUUAUUUUGGUUAUUUUUAAUGUGUGACAUUGUCCUGCAUUAUGGCUACAUCCCUGCCGUUGUAACAAACCAAACAGUGUAAAAAUCAGGCAGAGAUUCAGAGAGUUAUUAUUAAUAUGGUUGGGCAUUCCCAUAUAUCGUAAUGCACUGGAGGCACAUGGGGAAUCCAUCCAGGAUGGCGGCCGCACUACAGCUCCAGUAGGCAGCGUCAGGCUUUGAGGCAUCUACGUAUAUUAUGUCUAUGGUGACAUCCAUGUUCAUGAGUGGAAAUAAAAACUUUUAAAGUGUUGGUUUAGGAUUACAGCUCAGAGAUAACCUGACCCCUUGUCUUUCUUCAGUCUGCCAUUCCCCUGGCUCCUCUACAACAUCAUCAAUGACUUCAAGCCCGUAGAAGUGAGCAGCAAUGGCCUUUUCUGUGCCAUCGUCCUCCUCUUCCUCAUGCUGCUCUUCGUCAUCAUGUCAAUCGCUGCAUGCAAGUGGAGAAUGAGCAAAUUUCUGGGCCUUCUCAUGUUCCUGCUCUACUUUGUCUUCCUCGUGGUCAGUGUCAUGCUGGAGGAUAAAAUCAUUGUUUGCCCCGUCACUGUCUGAGAGAAAGCCCUGCUUCUUGAUUUCCUGAACUCAGAAAUGAAGCAGUGACGUGCUCAAGUAUCAGGAUUUACCGUAAGAGAGGAAAAACACGCUUGCAGGGACAAAAUCCAUCUCUUACCUGUCUCACAUGCAUACACAGCAGAUGCACAUAUGUACCUCAACACUCACUAUGAAGUCAAGAAUAAAGAAAACUCAUAAACAAAUUACACACACAUGCACACACACAUGCAUGCACACACAUAUCCACAUAUAGUGGAUGCUGGUUAGACAGAGGCAUUGACUUGUAUCAAUGCUGCAAAUUCAAACCAGCAACUCACAACUGUGCAGCACUGGCUUGCAAGCCUAUAUGUCAUUUAACAGACUCCAUGCCACCCAACUGGAG
Messenger RNA from Xyrichtys novacula (pearly razorfish), 13741 nucleotides. Lineage: Eukaryota; Metazoa; Chordata; Actinopteri; Labriformes; Labridae. The record is from the annotation of a GenBank genome assembly.